AUGACUUCUGACAUCGAUUUUGUUCGGAAGAAGUUAGUCGUAGUCGGCAAUGGUAACGUUGGCAAGACAUCAUUACUUUAUGCAUUUAAAGACAACCGAUUCUGUCAUGAUUAUGUACCAACAUUAUUCGAAGGGAACACGCAUGUCAUUGAAGUUGAUAACAAACGUAUCGAAUUGUUACUAAUCGAUACGGCUGGCCAAGAAGAAUAUGCACGACUCCGUGUUCUCGGCUAUCCAAAUACUCAAGUUGUAUUGAUUUGUUUUGCUUUUGAUUUACCAGAUAGUUUAACAUGUGUGUUAGAUAAAUGGGCACCUGAAAUCAAACAUUAUUGUCACAAUGUGCCGAUACUUUUAAUAGCUAACAAACGUGACCUACGUGACGAUCCUGACGUGCACGAACGCAUACGGAGUCAAAAUCAAAAGCUGAUUACAACGGAAGAUGCGCUUCUAUGUGCGAAGCGAAUCGGUGCGAAGAAUUAUCUCGAAUGUUCAGCGAAAACACGCGAAGGUGUACGAGAAGUAUUUGAAUACGCCGCCAAAAUUGCCCUAGAUAAAAAAUCGCAUCAAAAAUGCUUUUGUCAUUGUGUUUUACUCUGA
This is a messenger RNA of Adineta ricciae, 597 nucleotides long. The record is from the annotation of a GenBank genome assembly. NCBI's taxonomy places the organism in Eukaryota, Metazoa, Rotifera, Eurotatoria, Adinetida, Adinetidae.